Molecule: messenger RNA, 2244 nt
Organism: Triticum urartu
Lineage: Eukaryota; Viridiplantae; Streptophyta; Magnoliopsida; Poales; Poaceae
Product: BTB/POZ domain-containing protein At3g19850-like
Source: RefSeq, a predicted model, not a curated record
AAAUCUUCUCACAGGCUGCCAUUGCUUCAAGUUUUGUUCUGCUGAUCUUCUCUCGUGUUGAAAGCCAUGGACAAGGUCUGGGACCUCAAGGUGCACGUCGAUGGCCGUCACACGCUUCUUCUCCACCAGAGCGUCAUGUGCGCCUUCUCGGGGAGGCUGAGGGCAAUGGCGACGCGGGAGACGAAGGCCAAGAGCGGAGGAGGAGCAGAGGCGGCGUCAAUGUGCGUCGACCUCGCGGGCUUCCCUGGAGGCGGUGAGGGGUUCGACCUCGUGGCACAGUUCUGCUACAGCAAUGGCCGCCUCCCGCCGCUCCGCCCCUCCGACCUCCCGCUCGUGCACUGCGCCGCCGCGUUCUUGGAGAUGACCGAGGAGGUGCGCGCCGGCAACCUCCUCGCCCAGGCGGAGGCCUUCGUGGACGUCGGGCUCUGCUACUGGAGCUGGGCCGACGUGCUCGCCGCCGUCAAGAGCUGCGAGGCGUUAGGAGCGGACGUCUCCGGCCUCCGAGCGAAGCUCCUCUCAGCUCUGUUCUCGAGGAUCGCCGAAGGCGCAGAGACGUCGAACAGCUCCUCGUCAUCGUCGCCAGACACGGCCGGCGGCUCCAGCGGGCGGCCGUCAUCCGCCAAGACGCCGGAGUCGGUGAAGCGGUCAUGCUUGGGGGGCGGCGGCAGGGAGUGGUGGUUCGAUGACAUGGCGUCUCUAUCCCCGCCGACCGUCGAGCAGGCCAUGCAACUGCUGGGCUGCUACGGCGUGGACAACAAGAACCUCACACUGACGCGGUUCCUGCUGCACUACCUCCCCCGCGCCGCGGCGCUCCGCAAGGUCGACGACUCGGGAAGCCUGGUCGGACUCGCCGACACGGCCGUGCACGGGGUGGCGCACUCCGGCGGCGGGGCGGCGUUCUCCUGCAGAGGUCUCUUCUGGGUUCUGCGGAUCGUAUCAGCCGUGGGCCUGAGCAAGGAAUGCAGGCGAAAGAUGGAGGCGCUGGUGGGGCAGAUGCUGGACCAGGCCACGCUCGACGACCUCCUCGUCUCCGGCGAUGGCAGCGGCGUGUACGACGUCGGCCUGGUCACGAGGCUCGUCAGGGUUUUCGUGAGCUCCGUGGGCGAGGAGGAGGCCGGCUGCUCGUCGGAGAAGAUGAGGAAGGUGGGGAGGCUGAUGGACAAGUACCUGGCGGAGAUCUCGCCGGACCACGGGCUGAGGGUGUCCAGGUUCCUCGCCGUCGCAGAGAGCCUGCCGGACUCCGCCAGGGACUGCUACGACGGCGUGUACAGGGCAGUGGACAUCUACCUCGAGUCUCACGCCGAGCUGACUAUCGAGGAGUGCGCAACACUGUGUCGGUGCCUCAACUACAAAAAGCUGACGCUGGAGGCAUGCAAGGACCUGACCAGGAACCGACGGAUUCCAACAGGGGUCUCCGUACAGGCACUGUCCUUACAACUGCAGCCCAAUGCGCUCCGGCUCCUCUCGUCGUCGUCGAUUUCGAGAUGGGUUGUGGCAGACGGCGAGAAGAAGGAGGCGCUGAGGCUGAGCCUGCGGCGAAUGCAGGGCCGGCUGACAGAGCUGCAGAUGAGUUGCAAGGGGACGAGAGGGAAGACAAGGGCGUCGUCUGGGAUGGCGGCCAAGGGCAGCAAGUCCUUGGGCGGGAGGGGCUUGCCUUGGAUGUGCUAGCUGCUAGAUAUGGAGUAAUGCUCCGAAAGUACCUUUCUACACCUGAGCUCAUAUGCUCCUGGUGUGAACAGUACACUAAAUAAAAUAUAAAAACAUUUUAAAAAAUUCUGAAAUUUUUUUAUGGCAUACUUUAAGAAGUGUUUGUUGUGCAUGCAAAAUUUCAUCAUGAAAUCGCAUUCAUGGAAGUCGUGGCAAAAAAAACAAAAUCAGAGCUCCAAAAUGCGUUUGAAAGUAACAUUUACAGAGUAUCGAUUUUGUUUUUUUACCAUGCCUUCCACCAAUGUCAUUUCGUGAUGAAAUUUUGCAUGCACAACAAGCAUUUCUUAAAGCAUGCCACAAAUUUUUUUCAGAUUUUUUUGAAACGUUUUUCUAUUUUAUUUAUUUUACUGUUCACGGCAGGAGCAUAUGAGCUCAGGUGUAGAAACUCCACGUCCGUAAUGCUCUCCUUUCUUUGCGCGGUGAGGCUAUCACGUUCACGUACCGUGCCUCUUUACUCCGUCACAUGAUCCUUUUGUAAAGUUGUUUUGUUGUGUGGUAUUUUUGGCUUCUGUUGUAUUGGUUGCUGAUUGUAAGUGA